UUUCGGAAAAUACUUUAUCACAAAACGGCAAUAUCCGGUGUACGCAUCCCCACCGUGGUUGUGUACUUCCGACUUUAUAACCUCGCAUAAAUUUCGUGGAAUACCAAGUCUAAACAACUUCCUUUUUCACCCGUGUUAAAUGGACGUUUAAAAUGGCGUCAAAGAAUCUAUUGAUAGGGGCGAUUGACUUUGGAACUACGUACUCGGGAUGGGCGUUCUCAUUUUUACACGAGUAUGAGUCUGAUCCUACUAAAGCUUCUGUAAAGCAAUGGAAUUCCGGUUCCGGUACACUUACAACAGAAAAAACGCCGACUGUUGCCCUCAUUGACCCGGAUGGGAAAACAUUGACAGCAUUCGGAUACGAUGCCGAAAACAAGUACAAAGACUUGACAGACACAGGCGGAUAUGAAAAUUAUUUCUUCUUCCGCAGAUUCAAAAUGGCGCUCCAUAAAAAGUUGGGAGAGAAACUUGAUCGUCAUUUGACCUUAGAAGACGAGAUGGGUCGUUCCUUGCUUGCAGUUGAUGUGUUUUCUUUAUCAAUACAAUACCUAAUGAAAGAUAUGAUGAAGGUCGUAAAUUCCCGGCUCUCGGGUAAUUUCACGCAGUCGGACAUUCGUUGGGUGCUUACCGUCCCUGCUAUCUGGACAGAUGGGGCUAAACAAUUUAUGAGAGAAGCAGCUGUACAGGCUGGAAUUGACAACGAUAUGUUAUCUAUCGCACUGGAGCCAGAGGCUGCUUCACUGUUCUGUCGACAUUUGUCUGUAGAAUCUACCGUUGAUCAGAAGGGUGUGUCGGUAUCUCAGUUUACAGCUGGCACAAGAUACCUCGUGUUAGACGCUGGCGGGGGAACAAUCGACACAACAGUACAUGAAGUUGGAGUAGACGGGACGAUAAAAGAGAUACGUGCGGCCGACGGGGGAGGAUGGGGUGGGAUUAUGGUCGACAGGGAAUUCAAAAACCUGUUGGUUGAUAUAUUUGGUACGGAAACAUAUAAUGCCUUUAAGAAGUCUGAAACAGAAGACUGGUUAGAUCUGUGGCGUGAUUUCGAAGUCAAAAAGAGAUCAGUUGAUCCAAAUAAGGAUUCGAGGAUAAACAUGAAGCUACCUUUGUCACUUAUUAACAUGUAUGAAGAGAAGCGUAAGAGCAAACUUGCUAUAGCAAUAGAUGCAUCAAAGUAUGGAAAGUCCAUCAGUUUUGCCGGUGAUAAAAUGAAAUGUUUGCCCACUGUUUUUCAAGUGUUAUUUAACAAUUCCAUUGACAGUACAAUUAGUCUUGUUAAAUCUCUGGUAAUGGGAGCCAACAUUAAAGCCAUCCUGAUGGUCGGUGGUUAUUCGGAAUCUCCAAUGCUGCAGGAAGCUGUAAAGUCUUCCUUUCCAGAACUAGAUAUUAUAAUACCGAUUGGAGCCUCGUCUACCAUACUUAGGGGAGCACUUGUCUAUGGACAUAAUCCAAAAGCUAUCUCGGAACGUAAGCUUAGGUACACAUAUGGUGUGAAAACAUCCCACGAGUUCAAAAAGGGUGAACAUCCAGAGAGCAAGCGUAAAACGUACGACACUGGAGACCGUUGUAAAGAUAUCUUUUCCAAGCAUGUGGAAAAGAAUGAAGUCGUUAAAGUCGGAGAACCGCAAACAAGACAGUCAUAUCAUCCAGUUAAACGCAAUCAGACAAGCGUAACAUUUCCAAUAUAUGCGACCGAGCAAAGGAAUCCAACAUACACAGACGAAGUCGGCUGCAAGCAUCUUGGCAAUGUUAAAAUUGAGAUACCGAGUUCAAGCGCAGAUCCAACCACUCGCAAUGUAUGGGUUUCACUUACAUUUAGCGGAACGGAGACAAUUGUUGAUGCGGAGGAUGAAAUGUCAGGCAAAAAGGUCAAAGCAUCUGUAAACUUUUUAGGCUGAUGCUUGUAACAAGUUAUAAAACUACUACUUCUGACAGAAACUUACAUUUUGUUUCGUAUGAUGAUAAUCUUACUGAACGAAAAAAUGUUUGUGAAUCAUAUAUUGUUUUCUACAUGUAAAAAUAUGUAAAUACAUGUGUGUUUCAAUAAUUUAGUUUAUCUGCAUUUACUAUUUAUUGCAAGACAUAAACACUUAAAAAUUUAUCAUCUAUUGUUUACUUAACUGAAAAAGUUUGAGAAUCACAUUCGACAGAUCCACUUACUUUUGAUGCACCGUUAACAUAUUUAUGUGUAGAAUCUUCAUGAAUCAUCUGAUAACAUUUAAUACUUACUAGCUUUCUUACUUAGUCUAUUUAAAAGAUACGGUAGUCAUAAAUAUUCCACAAAGUGUUUAGCUGUGAUUAAACUGAACUUGGAAAAGA
Molecule: messenger RNA, 2319 nt
Organism: Mercenaria mercenaria
Lineage: Eukaryota; Metazoa; Mollusca; Bivalvia; Venerida; Veneridae
Product: heat shock 70 kDa protein 12A-like
Exons: 5
Coding region: 153-1898 (581 amino acids)
Molecular function (GO): ATP-dependent protein folding chaperone; ATP binding
Source: RefSeq, a predicted model, not a curated record